AGCGCGUUGGGAUCAUUUGCAAAGCCCGCGCAUGUUGGCCCGUUAUUUUCAACUUGGUCGUGUCUUAGUUUCUUACACAUCGUCUGCAGCUAAGUAAAACUUAAUACUUGCAUUGUAGAUCUGUAAUCUAGAUCUAAGUGUACUAUUGGAUAACUAAUCGUGCAUUCCUCUUUCAUUUCUGUAUGGAUUCAGUGUGUUAAAAUUUUUUAAAGAUUCCUUGGAUAUUAUUAUCGAAAUCUAAAAACUCAACUUGCUACUCAAACUCAUUUGUAACACAGCCGUAAGUAAUCGAGCCGGUUUGUUGACAUUCAAGUUGACAACGCUCUGGUAAGGCGGUAUGCGAUUUGAUAUUCAGAGAGAAACAGGGUUAUUUCUGAAGUGGUCGCGUUGGGAUCAUUCAGGUUGUUUAAGUGCAGGGCUGUGAACUGCGCUUUGACUGGAAGAGGUUCCACACCCACCUUUCUACAAAGGCCAUCCCGAGCUGGGCAACGUGACGCUCAAGAACACAGGAACUCGGGGAAGGGGGAGCAGCCUCUUGUUCAGACUACAAGGGAGAGCUAACCGCCAACGUCUGAUGGAGUGUUCGGGGGUCUCAAGUGCUGCAUCUUGAUUGCUCUUUGUGACGCGUGAAACUCAUGUCACGUGAUUCGUGAAGUGCGCAAACGCAGGAGAGGACUCAUAAUGUAACAACAGCACACAAAAAAAAAAAUUCUUAAAAAAUUGGAUCUGUGUGAUUUACAUUAUUAUUUAUUUUUUUUUACACUUAAAAAAAAAUUCACCAAUCGAUUCCAACCUGUGUAACUCCAGCAUGGUGGAUUGUGGCUUCCAAGAAGGUCACGUGAUCAGCAGACGUCAAAAAUGAGAGUGACCGAUGACAUUGGAUGGAGCCCUGGGACCUACACAACAUUCACCGUCUCAUUUUUCGGAUUAUUCUUGUGGGUCGCUUUAUCGACGGUGUCGGCAGCCCGACCCCUUCGCUACACCUUCCCAACAUUUUUGGAGACGCCCAACAACAUCACGGCGGUCCUGGGCUCUGACGUCACACUGCCGUGCUCGGUACAGAAUUUAGGAACUAAGUCGGUGAUCUGGAAGAAGACAGACAACCUGAGUCCUAUAACAAUCGGAGAAUAUGUGUACAGCCCAGACAAGAGGUUCUCAAUCAGUAGGGUUGACCCCUACAUGGACCCGCAGAGCCGCAGCGAGCACCACAGACAAUCACACGACAACCCUCGCUGGAACUUGCAGAUCCAAGAUGUCUCCUUUACUCAUGCCGGGACAUACGAAUGUCAGCUCAGUACGAAGGAGGAUUAUGGGAGAAAUGUCACCUUACAUGUCAUAGAAGACAGAAAUUCUAGAGGGUCUGACAAAAAAACAGGUAUCAAACUAACUGGGACUAACUACGUGGAGAAGGGCGCUACCAUAGACCUCAACUGCACGGCCAUAGCUAUCGACUACACACCCAAGGGGGUGGACUGGUUCAAGGACGGCAUCAGAAUCAAGGAGGGCCGCAACACUUUGAUCACCGAGUACUGGAGGAGCGAGACCAAUGUCCUGCACAGCCGGCUGGAGGUCGAGAGAGUCACCAUGGAGGAUGCCGGGACAUACGUCUGCAGGUUCUCGCACGAGCACGUGGAGAGUGUCAAGGUCAUAGUGCUGAACAGCUUGUCAGAUCUCAUGGCCUCCUCCAGACAAGUAGCGGAUUCUUCCAACAAGAGACGAGCAGGGACUGGGACCGAUGGCCUUGAGAGGGCAAGCUCUGAAAACCAACUUGGUCACAACUUAGGCGUCGCUGCCGUGUCCUGGCAUUGGAGCCUCCAUCUGCUUGGCUCAUUCAUCGUUCUUGUGUGCCUGUCUUGACCUUCAUUACAGAGCGGGUAGUCAUGACCUUCAACCUUCAUUGUGUCACACUGAAGUCGUGACCUUCUCCUUUCAGGGUCAAACAUAACUCUGACCUUGACUUUUAAGUUGUGAGUCUCCCACAGCCAUCGUCAGAAAACUAAAGCCGCUGAGAGGACUUCCUGUUCUGGUGGCAUCCUGUGUAGUUUUUGUGUUAUUUAUUUAUUUCUGAGACAAGUGUGAGGUCAGCGCAGCUGGACAAGAGGAUGCAACAGUUUUAGUUCAUUGUCUGAAAUGAACGUGUCCUUGUCCUUUGUUUGUCAUUUGUGUGUCUAGCUAUUUAUUUUAGUCUGAGUUUAUCAAGGGAGUAAAAGAUUUGAUUUCUAAGUGUGUCUUGUGUAACAGUGGUUCUCAAACCUUCAGACUUUGCCUCAGUCACCGGAAGUAUUUUUCUUACUGAAAUGUGAAAUUCUAAAUCCCCACAUACUGGAGCCAGUUUGACUUUAAGUGAAUUUGCUACAAUUUGUUGAAACUCUUUGUUAGUAUCAUUGUGCUUACAUUUUAUUUUUUUUUGUUUUUUUGUCCAUAUGAAUGUAACUUAGAGGAAUUUUUAAAUUGAAAAUUUGAGAACAGUUUUUUCCUCGUUGUGUUGAUUUAAUUUAUUUUUUUAUGAUCUUGUAAGACUAAAAACAGUUGUUGUAAACAUUUUUUGAUUCAUUUUAGGAUUAGUAUCAUACAUAUUUAAGUAAAGUAAUUAGCAGCCAGAUAGAUGGAAAGUAUUAAAUACAUUGCUAUUGCUAUUAGGUAUAUGUCAGCUUAACCUAUUUAGAAUGACUAAAAUAUUCAAUGUACCUGUACUUUUAUUAUAGACUCCUACAAUAAUAGACUUAAAUAUGUGGCUCUCUACAUUGUCUUAUUGACAGGCCACAAACACCAACUCUUAAUUCACAUCCAAUAGUUGUUGUUGAGACUAUGCUGUUAUUAUUUAUAUUUAAUAACCACAAAGCUAUUGAAGCUGUUAUAUAUACUAUGUAAUUUUGUUUCAAAUGGGGUGAAGAAAACAUUGAAUAGACUUACGUAAGGGGAAACAGUCCUAGAAUGUUAAGUGAAAACUCCCAGAUCAGCAGCAGCCUUGAGAUCUGCUUUGUAGUCCAGGGAUUGUACUUCUAUGUUUGUGUGCGGUUGAUACUGGUUUUAUAAAGUUUUUUUUUUUGGACAAAGUUCUGAACUGAUUGACACUUAUAACUGUUAGUUCUUGUAUACAAGCACAUUAUACAUUACUUAUAACUGUCAGUUCUUGUAUACAAACACAUUAUACAUUAACUUUGCUGCGCCACAAGUGUAAACAAAUGUAGUCUCUUUUCAUGUUUAUUUGUUUCUAGAAAUCCAGUAAAUAUCUGUGCAAUAUUUUAUUCUUUAAAAAUUGUACAAUAUUGAUAUAGAGAAACUGACUAGAUACUAGUAUCAGUUUAUGAUUGGGUAAUGAAAUAGACAAUUGGAAAAUUUUAAAGGAAAAAGUGUAGUAAUUUAUUUAUAUCUCUUUUUUUUUUUUUAUCUGGUGAGAAGUGUAUCUUAUCUACUGUUGGGUAUGUAAACUUUAAUUAUCUAGUUUGUAUUUCAAAUCUUUCUCAAUAAAAAUGUGUUCCUUUAAGCAAAUAAUCUUACACGUAUAUUAAAUAGUUUGAAAAAAUAAUUAUUUACCCAAAUACUUAAGUAAUAGAUAUUUAUAUAUUUACAUUUAUAUAACAUUUAUUUAUGAUAUCUUUCUGUCUGUUUUAUCCAAAUAACAUAAAUCCAAAAGUAAGCAUUAAUAAAUUUGUUCAUAGUACAACAAGCCAUGAUCCUAUAAUUAAUUUAUGAUUUUGUACUGCCAUGAGUAAUUAAAAGUUAGUUCUAAGCUGAUUGGAUCUAAAUACAAAACGUUUUUAAAAUAAAAGUAAUAAUGGCUAAUAGCUGUUCAAAUUUGUUUUGAGUCGACAAUUUGUUUUCUCUAGUUUUUCUUUUGUUCUUUAUUAAAGUGGUGCUAAGCUUAACAAGCUGUCGUCUGCUGGUUGAGGACACUGAGAGAAGUGAAAAGACAACAUUGUAUAUACUAGAGUGUCUGUGAUUCAGUUUUUGUUUACUUCUGAUGUGUAUGUGAGUAAUUAGGAUAACAUUUUUUUCAUCUUUUGAUGUCUGCUAGAAAGAUUAUUAGUAUGUAAAUAAUUUUUUGCCUGUCUUGACCUGGUGAUAUGAUUUGUAUUGUGCCAUUUUUGUUCUAAUCUUAUUUUGUCAUAUAUUUUUAAUACUUUUGUUAAAUUAAAAAAAAAAAAAUUAUACAUGAUACCUCAGUGAUUUUUUUGUUACAAUUUUUUGUGUGAUUUGAUUCCUAAGUUAAUGGAUUUGUUUCUGCCGCUAAAUUGUACAGAUCUGUAUGCUUAUGGAGUCCUAUAGUGACAAAAAAAAAAAUCUUCUGAAAAUGGAUGAAUGAACUGUGGAUGAAACAGUUCGUUGUAGAAAUGAAUUGGGGAAGGCAUGUGGAAAGAGUCAAAAGGUACCCCCUUUCAGACCCUGGGUCAGAAGAUGUACAACUCACUUGUUCCUAUGACCAUAGUUAACAAGGAUAUCAUGUGGCCAGCACAAUGAGGACAUUGUUUUUACUUCCCCAAUGUAAGCCCAUUAGAGUUUGGGUGGACUCAGGGUCAUCCUGAAAAUCCCACCAGGAUUCGAACUCAAUGCGACUUGGUUCAGAAGGGAAGCAUUUCAUCAUGCCCCUAAUAUCUCAUUUUAAGCCUAAGUUUUAUGACCAAACUCAGUCCUUUGGUUAGAAUGGCCUACAUAGAAUUAUUGGUUAGGAGCAGACGGGUCUGAGAGAGGUUAGGCAUCCUGCAAAAUUUGGAAUGAAUUGCAAAACAACAUGGCAUUAAGACCUGUUUGUAGUUUCUUCUUAUUCAAGUGCUGCCUCUGAAUGUGCAUUGAACCCAUUUAAAAUUAUACAUUGUUCUGCCCAUGAAAGUGUUUCUAUUUACAUAGUUUCAUUUUGUUUCUUCAAGCAUUGCUCUCGGGCCUCAUAUUUUUACGACAUUCAGCAAGUCUUCAUAAUGAAAAGGGAAUUAACCUCCCUAGAUAAUACCUUUUCAACAUUUAUUGAGUAUUUGCCCUUUAUAUUUUUCCAUUCUUCGAUGUAGAUCCCCACGUAUUCUCUAUACUUCUUGCAGUGCCAGGAUUACCUUAGAUCUGACAUAGAAUUUCAGGGCUAAGAAAUUAAACCUAUGGCCAUUGAGAACGUUUGAGGUUGAACAGACGCAGGUUAGCCAAUGGUUUAGAUGAAUUGUAUUUAUUGUUAGACUUACUGUCAGCAUCUUGAGAGUACUUGUACAUUUUCUCUGUAAAUUAUGUACUUAGGUCAUUUCUCAUGCCCAUGUGGUCAGAGAUGCAACACAUCUACAAAUAAAACAAGAUUUUUGUUUUAACAAGAGCCAAAUUGUCAUCUUCUCCCCCAACACUAAUGAAAGCCCCAAAUUUUGUCAGUGUAAAAAAACUAAAAACAUCCAUAUUUAUAAUUCCUACAAAAUGUUGUUAUAUUCAUGUAAAUUGUAAUUAUUUUACUUUUUGUUUUUAUUACAAUUCUAAUGUUUGUGUAAUAAUCACACUCUAUGCUUGAGCCACCAAAAUGUGCAGUUUGAUGUUGCUAGAUCUAAUUCAUUCAUUUCAAUUAUGUGCUCCUCAGAGUUUUUAUCAUAACUUAAAAAAAAAAAACCGUGUGUUAAGGCUUUAGCUUAGUGAGGACAUCCUUAGAGACUAAUUAGUUCUUACAGUUUUUUCUUGUGUCAAAAUAAACAAUUGCUACAAUUAUAGAUGUAUUUAAUUAGAACAAUUAAAGCUCAUAUUGAACAAAAUAUUGUAAUACACAUAUUUAUUUGUAGAAGAUAAUUUCUGAUUUAAAUGUGGUGAAUUGUAUUCUUUUUAAAUGAUUAACCAGUGAAGUCCUGUGUUAAUAAUAAAUAAACACAACUUUUUUUCUAGCUAUGUAUUUGAAAUAUAAAGGUAAUAUAAAUUUCUUGGCGAAUCGGAAUUUAGGAUUAAAAGUUUUUAAAGCAGAAAAUAUUUUUAUAGUAUUCUGUUAGCCUCCCUUUUACUAGUUUUUUGUAUAUUAUAUAUAUAUAUUUUUGUACUUCUGCUAAAACAUUAAAGACAUUAAAAUUGGAUUUUAAUUUCUUUCCCCAAAAGACCAUAGUGGCUAUAACAAUCUAAAUUGCAAUGAUGACAAAAAACAUUUAAUUGAGAAAGUCUGCACAUGCUUCAGAUUGUCAUGAUGGUCUUGAUUUCAAACCCACCCACUCCCACACUGUCCAGUUCUUCAAAUGAUAUAAACUAGGACAUUCUAUUCUUUAUUUCUAAACGAAAAUUUGAAACUUCAGAAGCAGGAAAUGAAUAAACAUGCAAAUAGUAGAACCAUUUCCCUUGCCACUACCAGAAGCUGCACAUUUUUUUAGAGGAAACUUCAUUGGUUUACCAAAUUUUAAACAGUAAAUAUUUUUCUUUUAAGUUUUAAUGAAACAUUGUUAUAACAAUCAAACACAUUAUAUUACAAAGUUACAUAAGAAUGAUAAAUCUAGACAAAUAGGCUCUUCUGGUGAUUUAAUAUUCACCUAACUUUACUAACAAUUACAAAUUAUAACAAUGAACUGUUUUUUUAAUUUAGACUUUUCAAUUCGAUAGCCUCUAGAGGAAUUCAAUUUUUAUAUUUUUCACAUAAAUAUGGAGUAAUUGAGAGAAACAUCACAUGAAUUAGAAUUAUAUGAAUUAGAAAGAUUCCUGCAGAUAUUUGAGACUCCGCAAGUGAAAGUCGUACUGGCAUCACUCAUUGGCUCCUGGUGAUUCAGACACUGAUACUAUUUGAAUGGACACAUUCAUUUGUUUCACAAUCAUGUUUGUUUCGGAAGCUUGUGUGAGAUCAUCUACCUCUGAACUAGUUGUGUCCCUUUUUUAUUUGGCUUUGUUGCGUCGUCGCCUGUUAAUGUCUUUCUUUGAGGAGACUGGCUAUGAACUUGAUUUCUGUGUAUGUGUUUCAUCAUCACUUUGAACGCAAAUUCUGUUAGUCAAUACUUUGUCAAUGACUAGCUUCUAUGAACAAUUUGACUUAAGUUUUGUCUCUUGUUGUUUUAAGUAUAUAAUAAGAUGGUCUCCUGGUGAUGUGGUAUGCACUCUGGGCUGUCAUCCUGAUAAUCUCAGGUUCGAACCCCUGGUGGCAAUUAUCUCCUGCCACCCUGCUGGAGUUUUGAGCUAGGAUGUGAUCAUCUUAGUUUUCAGCUAGGAUGUGAUCAUCUUCACCUUCCAGCUAGGAUGUGAUCAUCUUCACCUUCCAGCUAGGAUGUGAUCAUCUUCACCUUCCAGCUAGGAUGUGAUCAUCUUCAGUUUUCAGCUAGGAUGUGAUCAUCUUCAGUUUUCAGCUAGGAUGUGAUCAUCUUCACCUUCCAGCUUGGAUGUGAUCAUCUUAGUUUUCAGCUAGGAUGUGAUCAUCAUCACCUUCCAGCUAGGAUGUGAUCAUCUUCACCUUCCAGCUAGGAUGUGAUCAUCUUCAGUUUUCAGCUAGGAUGUGAUCAUCUUCAGUUUUCAGCUAGGAUGUGAUCAUCUUCAGUUUUCAGCUAGGAUGUGAUCAUCUUCAGUUUUUCUAGCUAGGAUGUGAUCAUCUUCAGUUCUGAACGAACACCCCCCCCCCCAAACAUGUGAUAAAGAAAAAGCAUAGAAUGACUAAUAGAAAGAAAAAGAAUAAUUAAUUAACAUCUCCUAUAAACACAAUGGUUGGUGAGAAAAAUGAAAAUUUUUUGAAUAAACCUCGUGCAACAAAUCAAUCAAUUUAUACGUGUACAAAAUUGUAAUCUGCUAUUUUCAGUAUCCAUAUAUAACGUCAGGAGUUGUACGAAUGUAUUAGUUUCAUAUUUUUAAAUAAAUGUUCUAUUUUUGUGCAAUGUACAUGGUCAUCUGAUUUUACAUUUCAAAUCUUUUAUGUUUUCUUUACAUAAAUUUGGAAUACAGUUUCCCCCUUUACUUUGAAUAGCUAUAAAGUGUCUUUUGAGACUUUUCUUGUAUCUGAUGCUUGUGUAGUGUCCUUUUUAAUGACUUUACUUAUAGCUUUUAUACUGUACACACACAAAAUUUUAUGAGUUAAAAAAAAAAUGUAUAUGUAUAUUUUAUCAUUCAAUGUAUGGUGUAUCGUUUUGUCAAAUGUCCACAAUUUUUCUUGAACUUAAACUUUUUUUGUGUGUCUAAAGUGGUAACAUGUUUUGUUUUUUUUAAAUAUUGUUUUCAUCUGUAAUUAAAAUAACAAAACAAAAACGUUGAAUAAAAAAUUUUGUUUCA
Molecule: messenger RNA, 8178 nt
Organism: Biomphalaria glabrata
Lineage: Eukaryota; Metazoa; Mollusca; Gastropoda; Planorbidae
Product: zwei Ig domain protein zig-8-like
Exons: 10
Coding region: 859-1857 (332 amino acids)
Biological process (GO): synapse organization
Cellular component (GO): neuron projection membrane
Source: RefSeq, a predicted model, not a curated record